AAUCAUUCUCUUCGAGACAACAGAAAUACGCCGUGAUCGUCGCUGUUUUUUCCUCAGCAGCCAGCAGAACUAGAAGUCCACGCGUUUUCAGCAGUAUUAAUCUGCCAUGGUCUUGAACAAGUCAAAAUGGGACCACAAGGCCAAAAUCCAGUACUUGAGAAAACAUAAUCUCACACGGCCAAAACCCACAGCGAACGUCAACAGGCCGAAAUGGUCAGCCAAAAAAUCGCAGGGAUCCCAGGGCACGGCGUGGCUUGACGAAGAAGACGAUAGCGACUGGGACCUGGAAGACGAGGCGUUCUUGAACCAUUUCUACCCACAAAUAUCGGAAGACCAUCUUUCGGUGGAAAACAAGCAGAAGCUCAAGCGGCAAAUCAUCAAGAUCGUGAAAGCUCGUGAGAAUGGCGAGCCUGAAGUCCAGGAGCAUGCUUCUGAUGAAGAAGAUGGCAUCUACUUGGGUGCAAGACCGGUGCUUCACGAGGCAGAGUCAUUUCCUGAAGACGAAGAAGACGCUGAGUCCGGCGAAGAAUACCUGCUUGAGAUCGCCGAUUUGGAAACCAAGCUCAGUGAAUUCGUGGUGUCCGACAUGGGCAAGCUGGGUAAUCGCAAAAUGCUCAAAAACAAGAUCCUGGACAAUCUCUUGGACGAGUAUGGCCUAGACAGCUACGCCAGCACCGUCAAAACCACCGAUUACAACAACUCGGCCAAGCUGCAGUUCCGCAACGUGGACCGUUUGACUGCUGCCGACUUGCAUGGCUUCCGAAUCGGGGGUCCGAAAAACGAGCCUAAACAACCGAGUGUACAGGCACUAGAUGCGACAGAACUCGAGGCACAUCGUGCCAGGGCCGAAAAGCUCCGGCACGUGAAGUUCCAUGACCAGAUCAAAAAGAAAUUCGGCGACGAGCCGGCGAAAAAAACCCGCGUGCUUGAGAUCAACAACUUCAAUGCCAACGAUGAGAUGCAAAUGGCGGCGUUGAAUUCCAGACUCACGCUGGACAACGGGGCACUGCAUCGAGCAACAAGCAUGGAUGAAGACUUGGACGUGCUUCUUGGCUUGGAAAGUGGGGGCCAGACGCAACAGCCUCCGCUGGAGUCCUUGGACUUUUUGCAAGACACUCUACCUUGGGCGGGAUCCCUGAAACGAGAACCCGCAAGAAAAGAGACGAAAAAAAAAGAGUCACACACUGACUCGUUUUUGGACGAUCUUUUGGGGAUCUGAGGAUCGCAUGUGGGAUGUCUAAAUCAGGGACCACAGCCAAGUAGAUGGCAAAACAGCAGAUCCGCCUAAGAGCGGUGGAAAGUUUGACGGAACA
Metschnikowia bicuspidata var. bicuspidata NRRL YB-4993 is the source of this 1313-nucleotide messenger RNA. RefSeq lists its product as uncharacterized. The record is from RefSeq and is a predicted model, not a curated record. NCBI's taxonomy places the organism in Eukaryota, Fungi, Ascomycota, Pichiomycetes, Serinales, Metschnikowiaceae. The transcript has a single exon. Bases 107 to 1219 code for a protein of 370 amino acids.